AGGGCUCGGGCGGUGGUUGAUUGCAGGCCGCAAAUUGGGCGUGCUGCCGUCGCGCUCGGAGAACCACUGCCAGGCUACUCCACUGUACUAGUAGGAAUGCGCGGUGCUCAGGCAACGGGGCUUCUGCACGCAGCAGACUGUGACUGGGAAUGGGAGGGAGGAGAGGAGCAGAGCAAGUGAACGUCCCCGCUGCCGGGCGGCGCGCUCUUAUGAAGCACCACCAACACCAUAGCAUCAUCGCGCCAGUGCCCUCUGGCCAUGGCCGUCCGGUCUGCGGGGACGAACGGCUGUGCGGUCGUGGGCUUUGUUUGGCUCCACACAGGUCGACACUUGGCGGUUCUCGGUCAUGGCAUCAAUCCGCUUGUCCGGGCUGGCUCCUCGAGAGCCGCGGGACUCGAGCAGCGAACCGCAUAUCUGCGCCUCGCACCCCUUUGGUCGUAGCCGCUGUAAGAUUUGGCGCGUCUCGUGCCACCGCUGCUGCAGACGCGCCGUGGAGCGCUCCAUGUGUUUGCAUCUGCUCGGAGGCCUCCAGCUCAGCAUCGCUGUCGGCUUGUUCAAGUAGCUACCUCCUAGUGCCCGCAAGCGGUGCAUGCUCCAGGUGCACCUCUCCAGCUCGCACCGACCCCACGGCCCGAUAGCGUGCUGCCGCUGUGCUGCCACUGUACUGUUACUCGCACAGGGCCGCUGACGAAUCGCCCGGGCCUGGGGAACUUCUCCCAUCCCAUCAACCUGGCGGCCCGAGGCGCUGGGCAAACUGUAGCCGAAAUAGCGCACACCACACACCACCACGCUGCCCUGCAGCCGUACCCAAGCCUAGCCUGAGUAUCCCUGAGUAUCCGCCAGGCUGGCUUCCGACAUCGCCCUGCUGUGUAUUUGACAUCCUGGGGCCCCGG
This is a messenger RNA of Paraphaeosphaeria sporulosa, 893 nucleotides long. RefSeq lists its product as uncharacterized. Lineage: Eukaryota; Fungi; Ascomycota; Dothideomycetes; Pleosporales; Didymosphaeriaceae. The transcript has a single exon. Bases 150 to 638 code for a protein of 162 amino acids. The record is from RefSeq and is a predicted model, not a curated record.